AUUUCAGAUUGACACAUGAAAUCUCAGCUGGAGAUGUAACCAAAUGCAACCUAUAAAACUUUAAUCAUAAUUCAAAACAAAAUAUAAUUUUAAAAGAUUUUUUGCUUGAUGCUUUGCAAAAUGUCGCAACAGUUGAUAAACGAACAAAGCAAAUAUAUUUUAGACUUAUUUUCUGAACAGACGAUUGACUCACAAGCUUUAGACAUCCUCUCCACGCAAGUCCAGAAAAGGUUUCCUAAAACAGAACAUUUCAACUUAUGUCUUCUUCUAUCAUCAUUAAUCACGGGAGGGGACCUGUCCCUCCCUGGACAGCGUGUGGUAGCUCUGGCCAUCAUAUUUGACGCAUACAAGCAAGAGAACCCAUUCAGUUCUUUAUUCCUGCACCUUUUAGAAGGCAAACCAGGUUUACUACCCUUAGCUCCUCAAGAGAGGUUAUUUAUUGGACAACUCUUUGGAUUCCUGCCUGUAAAUAUAAAAGAUAUAUUAAAGAAAACAGCAAAGCAAGUAAUGUUAACGGAAGUUAUAUCAAAAGAUUUAGAUUUUGACUAUUCAUCACUGCAAUCAGUAUUAGCUGAGAGGGCGAUAGAGACGAGCUCAGUGGCCAAGGCGACUGUAUCAGCACUUAUACCACUUGGUGAUGGGAGUCCGCCUAACCGCAUAGCGAUGAAGGAGUUACUGGAGGCCUUAAUGGGCAACGACUACUUGCCACUGCACCGCACGCUGCGCGCCGCCGGACCCAUUCCACCUCCCACUUUCCUGCUCGACCCCACUGAGAUAUCCUUUGCUGAUGAGGGUGUUUGGAAAAACCUGGUUAACCAUGGCGCGUACCUACCGCUAUACGACACUGACUAUGAAGGAUUGCUUGGUUUAAAACCGCCAGAGAAAGUUCCAGAAAGAAGAGUCCUACAACAGCCUAAGACAAAGGAGGAGAAGAAAGAGAGAAAAGAAGAACGUGAGGAGAAGAAGCCAGAGGAGAAGGAUAUGGCGGGCGCGUUGUCGGAAGCGCGUGAGCUGACCCAGCUUGCGCUGAAGGGCGCGCUCAGUGUGCCGCACCAGCAGCGCCUGCUGGCACUGCUAGACCAGGACCCCAACAUCGUCUACGAGAUCGGUGUCACGCCCUACCAACUGCCGGAGCUGGUGGAGAACAACCCAAUGGUGGCAAUCUCAGUGCUGCUAAAGUUGAUCCACUCGCAGCACAUCACCGAGUACUUCAGUGUGCUUGUCAACAUGGAGAUGUCAUUGCAUUCCAUGGAGGUCGUUAACAGGCUAACAACGUCAGUGGACCUGCCGGUGGAGUUCGUGCAUCUGUACAUCAGCAACUGUAUCUCAACUUGUGAGACAAUCCGUGACCGCUACAUGCAGAACCGGCUCGUCAGGCUCGUAUGCGUCUUCCUGCAGUCUCUCAUCAGAAACAAGAUCAUCAAUGUUAAGGAACUAUUCAUAGAAGUGGAGGCGUUUUGCGUAGAAUUCAGUAGGAUCAGGGAAGCGGCCGCGCUCUUCAGGUUGCUUAAGCAAUUGGACUCAGGAGAAGGACACAAGGAUACAAAGGACAACUAGCGAAUGGACUGGACUCAAUCCCACGCCCAACAGUGAGCUAAAAACUAAACCCACGUCCACUCAACUGUUGGGAUAGUCCUAGAAAUGGGCUUUUGGGUAAUGGGCUAGGCCCACAUGUCCAAUAUUGGGCGAUGUAGUCGCCCACACAUUUGACCGUGUAACUAACGAAGCAAUUCUUACAGACUGUAUAGAAUAAUGAUAUUUAAGACUAAUAACUUAAUAUUAAGUUAGGACUAAGUGUGCAAGAUUAUUUUCUUACGAUAUGCGAAAACUGUGUAAUUUUUAUUGUAAUUUAUUUAGGUGUUAGGCAAAACGUGUCCUGUUAUGCCUUAAUAUUACUCUAACCUACAAAAUGUAUAAAAUUCAAUGAAAAUAAUUUUUAAGUAACAUAAAUGAAUUGCUUUUUCUAAUUAAUUAAAAUCAACCCUAAAUCAUGAAAUAAAUCAAAAUAAAAAUUAUAAUUUCGAUAAUAAAUUAUUAACCUUUUCGUUAUUAUACGAUAUGGUGAAAUAUAUUUCAUCUAUAGUAUUAAAAAAAAUAAUGACCAAAUUUAUUUAGCAACUUGUCAAAUAACUGCGUGACAUUACAACAAAAGAAUAGAGCGCGAGUCAGGGACCGCGAUAUUUUUCUUGCUUGUAAAGGUUUCCCUCUAACCCGAGUUUCUGACUUAUGGAGGUUGUCCAUUUGGAUUGGACAAAGACUCUUUCUUAUAGAGAUUUAACUGUAUAUUUACCCAAAUCAACAGCUAAAUCUUGUAGAGUCCAAUUUGUUUUUUAUGAAAAACCUUGUGGUUACAAGUAUAAAAUAUUUUUACGUAAAACAUGUUAUUUUUUAUCAUAUUCCUGUAAUUUUAUUUGGCAAUUGAUGCAAUCAAGAUUAUGUAAAUAUGGGAAAAUUAUUAAAUCAUCUUACAGUAAUUUACUCAACAGAUAAAAAAAUUUUGUAUGUAAAAAAGUUUGCCUAUAUGUUGCCAUUGCGGAGAUUUAAAACAAUAAUGUCACUAUAACAAAUAAGUUUUAUAUUUCGUUAAUAAAAUAAAUCAUAUGAUUGCAGGGUGGAUUAUUACUUUAUUAGUUGUUUUAUUUAGCAGUCAUUUUUAUAAAAUUGAGGCAUAAGAUUUUUUUGUUGCGAAAGUAACGAAAUCUUUUCUUUCGUCGUGUCACUUUCGUAACGUAAUAAUAGCAACAAGGCAAUAAAAAUAGGGAACUUUUUUUCUGAAGUGUGGUAACUACGAAAUAUUUUCACUAAUUCUAAGUAUAUGUCAUCCUUCAAUCCCAUCCAUAAUAAUAAGAAUUAUUU
Molecule: messenger RNA, 2856 nt
Organism: Papilio xuthus (Asian swallowtail)
Lineage: Eukaryota; Metazoa; Arthropoda; Insecta; Lepidoptera; Papilionidae
Gene: Not11
Product: CCR4-NOT transcription complex subunit 11
Exons: 10
Coding region: 109-1557 (482 amino acids)
Cellular component (GO): CCR4-NOT complex
Source: RefSeq, a predicted model, not a curated record